Prorocentrum cordatum is the source of this 1539-nucleotide messenger RNA. Lineage: Eukaryota; Dinophyceae; Prorocentrales; Prorocentraceae. The record is from the annotation of a GenBank genome assembly.
CGCCGACCAGAGCGCGCUGGAGCGCUACACAUCUCGGAUGUUGUCAAAUGAGCCCUUCGUUCAACCAGAGACACUUUGGCUCAAGCCUUUCAGAUCGCACAAAUCGCAUCAAGCUAUUUGCAGUACCGCACACAUACGUAAUAAGGUAAACCCAUGGCGUUCAAGGCUAUCGGUCACCUUUUUCUGUUUGCUAACUUAGCCCUGCAACUGCAUGCUUUGACGCUGGAGAAUGCCGCAGAUGAGGCCCUGCUCAAGCGUGCUGGUUAUGGUGCUGGAGCGGAAGAAGUCGAGAGUCGCAGUGGCAUGUUAGACCUUCAGUACCUCAUGGACUAACACGCCGCGUCGGAGUCCGAGCUCCAUGCCCGUGCGGCCGAGACGUGGCGCAAGUAUUCUAGUCAGCUGGCCAAGAAUGGAUGCAGCUAUCAAGGGGGCUUGCUGCCUUGCCCCAACGGCAACAUAUGUUAUUACACAGGGCAUGGAGGUUUGAACGUGACGGCCACAGUGGAGUAUCGUGGGAAUAUCAUCAAGACAGUCUUAACCCCUGACCCAGAUGCUGCAGUCGACAUGCCAGAAAUCGUGACGUUUAUGGGUGCUGGCACCGACGAUGCUCCUGCAAUGUUGAUGGACGUACCAGCGGAAUAUCGCAGAACAGCGAACCCUGUGAUGCUGAAGAUGUUUUUCGUGGAGGACACUGACAAUGUUACUGAGCAAUGCCCUCAUGAUAGUGAGCGCGUGGAGUCCAUGGGGAACAGCACCGCGUCGUACCAGGUUGAGAAUAACACGUUCGCAGUUUCAGCGCAAAGCCCAAACACGUUCAUGGGCAUGGCCUUCGACUUCGACAGCGAGGCACCUGUUGGUCACACCCUGGCCUUCGAGAUCCCUUCUGGGACGGAGAUCGUCUGGGUGAGCCGUGAAGAGAUGGUCGAGGUGCUCCAAUCGCAGGAGAUGCCGGCUUCCCUCGAGAGGCGCCUAGAGGCGCAGUUACGCAAAGCUUCGUUGGCCAAGGGGAUGGAUGGCGCGCUCACGCAGAAGGGAAGCAGGCGGCGCAGGCGGCGCAGGGCGAGGUGCACCGGUGGACAGAUUGGGUCCAUGGCAGGAGGUGCCGCCGCCGUGGGCGUCGCUUUUUUGCUCUGCGCGUUUACUUUCAUAGGCUGCUUCACGGCGUCGCCGUUCUUAAUGUUUGCUGGGACAACGAUGGUGAAAAGCGGUGCUUGCCAGUGUUGGGCUAACGGAAAUGCUGGGCAGACCGCCUGCGCGUUGCGGUGAGGGCGGCGAGGGUUGCCGGGGCGCCGUAGUGGUCUCCCCUUGCAGGUUACCCGCCGAUGUAUUGCAACCGCGCAUGCACUUAGCGGUCAGGUCAUCCUAAUUUUUUGUGAUAUCCGUUCUUGCGCCAUUUUCUGCUGAUGCGCCGUGUAGGCGCGGCUUCUUCCAGUCCAGUCCGGGUAGUGGUCUCCAACUGGUUGGCGCAUUCUCUAUCUGGCGAUCGUGAUACUGGAGAAAAGGCGCCUCUGGCCCGAGGUGUCCCCAGGUAACCUCCAG